UGUAAAAAUCGGAGGUAGAUACAUACAAUUUGUCCAGCAUAAUACAGUUUUAAGUUUCUUAAAAUCAUUCUAGCUAAGAGUUUUUUAACAUGGUUUUCGAUAUAAGUGAAAAAAUCGCUUUAAUCACCGGAGGAGCUUCAGGAAUUGGUCUUCACUAUGCAAAAGAAUUGUUACGAAACGGUUUACAGGGCGUCACUUUGGCUGAUGUAAAUCCAUCUGCUGGUGCAAGUGCUUUGGAGGAGCUUGAAAAGGAGUUUGGUCCCAAUAAGGCAAUAUUUGUACACACAGAUGUAAGGGAUAGGCAACAGUUUGAAAGUGCUUUUAAAAAGACUGUGGAAACCUUUAAAUAUGUCGAUAUUUUAUUUAACAAUGCUGGUAUUAUGAACGACACUAUAUGGAAUGAAGAAUUGGAUGUCAAUGUGAAAGGGACAAUUAUAGGAAUUCUCCUGGCUAUAGAAGAUUACUUUCCUAAAUACAAGCAAGGUCCCGAAGCGGUUAUCGUCAAUAUUGCUUCAACUGCAGCUUUCGACUUUUAUCCUCAUAUUCCAAUUUACUGUUCCACAAAAGCAGCUGUGUCAGCUCUAACUAAAUGUUGGGGAGUUCCACAUUUUUACGAUAAACUAAAAGUUAGAUUCACAGCGCUAUGUCCAGGACCGACAAUAACUCCGAUAUUAUCUAAUAUUAGUGGAAGACUUUUAGGACAAAUGUACGACGAUUAUGUGCAGCCAGGAUUGAAAGAUGGCACGUACUUAUUCCAAAAACCAGAACAUGUAGCUCAAGAAGCAAUUAAGAUACUAAAAUAUGCACCAAAUGGAACACUUUGGUUGAUUGAAGGUGGAGAACCAUGUUACGAGUUUAUUCCAGCAGACAGAUUCACGCAAAAGGGUAAUUUUUUGAAAACGGAACAAAUUUAGCAAUUUUUAUUUUUGUACUGUGUAUAAUUUUUUGGUCAAAUGGUCUAGGUCUAGAGGACAAGAAAUGAAAGUCGUUUACUUUGAAAAAGCAAUAGGUUUCUGUUAAAAUAAAAUUUGUUUAUUAUUGGUUGGACAUAUAAUAUUUUAUCAUACUUUACUAAAUUAUGAUCUUUGUGUUGUUCUGAAGCUAUUUUCUUGUGGCAUUUUUACAAUUUUAACUAUUUAGAAUGGGAAAUAAGCCACAAUAUUAUUAAAAAAUGAUUUUUAUUAACGUUUCGACGCCCAAAUCGGGUGCCGUUGUCAAAAUACAAAAUACUAUUAAUAUAAACAAAAAUGUUGUUGCUUAGUAAAAAAAUUCUUCUAAUAAUUUAUUUAAUUUGACUCAUUUAUAUCGGCAAUUCAGAUACAUAUGAUAUAUUUUAAAGUAGAAGACUUUAAAAUGAUAUUGCCAAUAUUUAUGAGUUGCGUUCCUGGGACGACUUUACUGAAAGAUAGUUCAUUCGAUUACAUGAAAUCAACCCCAACUCAAGAAUA
This is a messenger RNA of Diabrotica virgifera virgifera (western corn rootworm), 1448 nucleotides long. Its product is annotated as 15-hydroxyprostaglandin dehydrogenase [NAD(+)]-like. The transcript is spliced from 5 exons. Gene Ontology annotation, cellular component: cytoplasm. Gene Ontology annotation, molecular function: oxidoreductase activity, acting on the CH-OH group of donors, NAD or NADP as acceptor. Lineage: Eukaryota; Metazoa; Arthropoda; Insecta; Coleoptera; Chrysomelidae. The coding region runs from base 90 to 914 and encodes 274 amino acids. The record is from RefSeq and is a predicted model, not a curated record.